CGGCCUCGGUCCUCCCCCCGCCGCCGCCGCCGGGCAGCGCAGCUCAGCGCAGGGCUCGCCCGCCGCCCAGAGGGAGAUGCGCUCCGUGCCAGACGACGCCCGGCCCGGCCCUCGCCCGCUCCGAGGUGCGCCGGCUCUGCGUGUGCGCGUUGCCUUCUCCCUUCCUCCCUCUGCCCUCCCUCUCUCUGUGUCGCGGGGGCUUCUCCACCCUCGUCCCCGGCUCGCUCUCUCCGCUCCCGGCGGGCAGCGCCGGCCGAAGUCGACUCGGACCUCUGUUGGAUCAACUAAGGAAAGACAAGUUUUCUGCAAUAUGAACAGAAAGCACAACUGUGAAGGCAUGAAGAGGGCGAGAAUUUCCAAGCCACAAGUUCUGUGUCUCCUUCUAUUUUGGGGGAUUCUGCUCUUCUCGGCUGAGGGGACGUCAAAGCAUCAUGUUCCAAGACUGAAACUGUCUUACAAAGACUUGCUGCUUUCGAACAGCUGCAUCCCGUUCCUGGGCUCGGCGGAAGGGCUGGAUUUUCGGACUUUGCUCCUUGAUGAAGAAAGGGGUCAUCUCCUGCUUGGCGCCAAGGACCACAUAUUCCUCCUCAGCUUGGUCGACUUAAACAAAAAUGGGAAGAAGAUAUUUUGGCCCGCAGCAAAGGAAAAAGUGGAUUUAUGUAAACUAGCCGGGAAAGAUGCCCAUGCGGAAUGUGCCAACUUCAUCAGGGUCCUUCAGCCGUACAACAAGACUCAUGUUUACGUCUGCGGUACAGGAGCAUUUCACCCGGUCUGCGGCUACAUCGAUCUUGGGACGCACAAAGAGGACAUCAUGUUCAGAUUUAAUGCUCACAACUUGGAAUCCGGCAGGCUAAAAUGCCCCUUUGAUCCCCAGCAGCCUUUUGCAUCGGUCAUGGCGGAUGGGUAUCUUUACUCUGGAACUGCCUCAGACUUCCUUGGCAAAGACACGGCGCUCACCCGAUCUCUAGGCGCAUCGCAAGACCAGCAUUACAUCAGGACGGAUAUGUCCGAGCACUACUGGCUAAACGGAGCAAAGUUUAUUGGAAUCUUUCCUAUCCCAGACACCUAUAACCCGGACGAUGACAAAAUCUAUUUCUUUUUCCGAGAAGUUUCGCAAGAGAGCAGCACCUCCGACAGGGCCAUCCUCUCCUACGUCGGGCGCGUCUGUCAGAAUGACAUUGGAGGUCAACGCAGUCUGAUCAACAAGUGGACGACAUUCCUGAAAGCUCGGCUGGUUUGCUCCAUCCCAGGUCCAGAAGGAGCUGACACACAUUUUGAUGAACUCCAAGACACUUUCCUGCUUUCCACCAGGGACGAAAGGAACCCCAUGGUCUAUGGGGUUUUCACCACCACAAGUUCUGUCUUCAAGGGCUCAGCGGUUUGCGUCUACAGCAUGGCCGACAUCCGAGCAGUCUUCAGCGGCUAUUAUUCCCACAAAGAAAGCGUGGAUCACCGCUGGGUUCAGUACGAUGGGCGAAUUCCCUACCCAAGGCCUGGCACCUGUCCGAGCCGAACCUACGACCCCUCGGUCAAGACCACCCGGGAUUUCCCCGAUGACGUCAUCAGCUUCAUCAAGCGCCACCCCCUGAUGCACAGAGCGGUUGACCCGGUGGGAGGGGCCCCGGUCUUCACUCAGGUCAACGUGGAUCACCGACUGACUCAGGUGGUGGUGGAUCGGGUCACGGCCGAAGACGGACAGUACGACGUCCUGUUCCUAGGCACAGACACCGGAACCGUGCUGAAAGUUUUGAGCAUCACCAAAGAAAAAUGGGACAUGGAAGAGGUGAUCCUGGAAGAACUACAAGUAUUCAAGCACCCAUCACCUAUCUUGACUAUGGAAAUGUCUCCAAAGCAGCAACAAUUGUACAUUGGUUCCAGAGAUGGGCUAGCUCAGCUUUCCUUGCACAGAUGUCACACGUAUGGGAAGGCGUGUGCUGACUGCUGCCUUGCCAGAGACCCCUAUUGUGCUUGGGAUGGAAAUUCCUGCUCCAGGUACACCCCAACCUCCAAAAGGCGUGCAAGGAGGCAAGAUGUGAAAUACGGAGACCCGAUUACCCAGUGCUGGGAUGUUGAAGACAGCCUUAGUCUUGAAACCGUGGACGAAAAGGUGAUUUUCGGCAUUGAAUUCAACUCAACGUUUCUGGAAUGUGUCCCAAAGUCCCAGCAAGCUUCCAUCAGGUGGUUCAUUCAGCGUUCUGGAGAAGAGUCCCGAGAAGAGCUGAAACCAGACGAAAGAGCCUUCAAGACAGAAUAUGGGCUGCUCAUCCGUAGCUUGCAGAAGAAGGACGCUGGGACGUAUUACUGCAAGGCGCAGGAACACACGUUUGUCCACACCAUCGUGAAGUUAAACUUGAACGUCAUCGAGAAUGGACAGAUGGAGAACAGCCACAGAGCGGAAGAAGAACCAAGCCGGACGCGAGAUCUCCAAGCCGAGUCCCGGCUGAGGUACAAAGAUUAUCUCCAGCUGCUUAGCAGCCCCAGCUUCAACCUGGACGAGUACUGUGAGCAGAUGUGGCACCGGGAAAAGAAACGGCAGCGUAACAAAGGAGGCCCCAAGUGGAAGCAUGUUCAAGAGAUGAAGAAGAAACGGAACCGGAGGCAUCACCAGCCCUCAUCCACAUAGUCCCCAGGCCUUAUUUAAGAGACAGUUGUGCCGGGGAACGUACUUUUCUUGUUCUGGUGAUGCUCUUCUCUCCAGCAGUUUUGCUUCUGAAAGAGACCUGAUGGCACAUAAUCGCUGAGGUAUUUGAGACCUUUGGACAAAUACGCCAUUAAUGGGGGGAAACCUUUGGGAUUUGUAUGUUCCUCAGUUCUGAACUGACAUAAAACAAUGCUCUGUAAAGUUCCAUGAUGAAGGAGAUCCAGUGGCUGUUUCCUUCCUUCCCCAAAGUUGAACAAAAGACCCGUAGGGUGAUUGAACUAUUCAGUCCAAGGAAACUAAAAAACAUGUGUGGCUGUCAGACUGUCAGAUUUCUUCUAGCCAUCCAUGGAUCCUUAUCCAGACACACUUUGGGUUCACUCAGCUGCAGCCACAAAUGUCCUGGCUUGAAUGGACAGGUGAGAAAGGCUUUGUAUAAUGGAAGAAGAGUGAUGCCUUCGUAUAUAAAUCCAGUGUAACCUUAGCUUCAUAGAAAGAAGGUGGACAUGAGUGGCAACCAGUUGGACCGCUGUCUGUUGAAAGGAUACGCCGACACAGAUGGGAACUGGCAACAGAGAAUACAAUUGAGCAGAAGGUUGGACUAGAAGACCUCCAAGGUCCCUUCCAACCCUAUUGUUCUAUGUUCUCAUAUCCAGGAGGCAAGUGGGUGGCCAGUGCAGAAUUUCGGGCAACACCUGUUUUCUUUGGAAGGUAUUUUUUUGUCCCUCUUCUCCACGUCUCUCUCGCCUUACCAUGUUUUGACUCUUCUGCUGCUUUUCAGGUGUUUCUCUGACAUGAAAUCUGGACCGAUUAAAUCUACCAGCAAAAGGAGGGAAGCAGCGUUGUUGAGAAGGUGUGGGAAAACAGCCUUUUCCCCAGUGUGUUAGGAGGCGGUAGCGCAUUGGCGGAAAUUGUGUUUUAUAUUUUUACUAAAAUAAAAUGAAGACAAAGUCCAUGUGUAAAUAAUGCGCACAAAAGAGAUGGGCAGCUUCAAAAAAAUUGUAAAAUGUUCUCCUUUUUUUAAAAAAAAAACUUUUUAACUUUUCGCUGCUUAAAUGACGGAUACGUUUUUGCAAAAGGACGCCUCAUUUUCAGCGGGUUGUCCCUCUCAAGCAGACAAAUGAAACAGGCCAGGCAAAGUUAGAAUCCUGGAUUCACAGAAGUUGGUUUGUAGCCUCAGAAGCCAGACCACGGAGAGCCUGGCUUGAUGGUUUUUUUCAGGCUGUUUUUGCACAAGCAUUGUCUUCUUGACGCCAGUUCUCCAACCGUUGCCCUGACCUCACCCAGCGUCCUUCUGCUCCAUGCCUUUUGUCAGUGUGAAAUGAUGAAUUAGCCAUUUUCCUUACAUGAAGGAAGGUUUGGAUUGAUACCAAAAACGACAGGUUUUUCUUAUUUCUCAUGCGUUCUCUUUCAUCUUGGGAGUAAAUUUUGUGGGAAACCCAUGUAAUUGGCGUGGCACUCAAUAAAAUAGAGACUGGUUUUGAUUCCAGCUUUGAGGGGGGAAAUAGAUGUUUCUUUACGUACUUUUUUUUACGUAUUUGUGUGUAAAUUUUUUGAGUUAAUAAUUGUGUGGCCAUAUUCUGCCUUGGAAGUUGGGUGAAGGGCUGCACCUUUGUGGGGGGAGGAAUACAUGCGCUCGUGAGCCAUUUGGCCUCGCCUUUAUUCAAGUAUCUAAUAUUUAAGCAUUGCUGGAGCCAAAAUCAAAUUGAGCAAAAUUUGUUACAGGAAUAAAAUGCCGCUAAACCUCUCCAUCAAGAAGGUCAACUGUCCAACCCAGUGUAAUUUGGAAGAGUAGGGAUUUCGUUUGUUUGUUUGUAAAACAGGAAAUUUUAUAAAAGAGAAGAGAAAAAAGCAUUGAGGUCAGAUGAGGAUUUAAUUAAAACACGUUGGGGGUGGGUAGGAUGAAAUCAGUGCAUCUAAAUAGCUCAGUGGCUCCUGCAUAACACACUGAAACUCUCGUGCAAAUCCUAUUUUAAAAAGUAAACGGAGGUUAACCUUUCCAGUGGUGUUCAGAUGUUGCAGUCCAGGUUACUGGGUAAAAAGCAUCAAUGAAUACAAAUACAACAUCACAGGCUCUCUUCGUUGCUUUCGUAUAGAUAAAGAAAAUUCUUAGUGUCAUUUUAUCUCAGUGGGAGGAAACUGAUUUUAAUAGUAUGCACAGUAUAGCUGGGAUGUCAUUGACCCAAAUUGUAUGGGCCAUUUUACAAAGAAUGGAUUUUUAAAGACAAUGAAAAUGAGCGUGAAAUUGAUAUAUCACAGAGGGUUUUUUUAAGGCUAGAUCCUUCUAGCCUUCUUCCUAAAACUCUUGGACUGGCCUACAAAUAAGCCUUCCUAUUUUCCUGCACAGAAAAUCAAUUCUGCUGUGAAUCCCCCUUGUUCUUCCCUCCAUCCCCAAGCACAAAAUUACAACGCACAUGUAUGGCAUCACCACAGCCCUUUCAUCCGUCUGUUACAAGGGGGACACCUGCUUAACUCUUUGGGGUGAGCCAAAGUCACUGAGGGCCUCCCACCUCGAUGGGCAUGAAAAGAAGUAAAAAUAAAACAAAGGACAUUUUGUUGGCUGAAAUGAUGCAGGAAUUUAAAAAAAAAAAACCUUUAAAGUAAGUUUAAGUUAUAAAAUAAUUGGAAGUGUUGAGACAAUGUGUUGCCAGAUUGAACACAGCCCAAGGAGGGAAAUAUUCUGCUAGGAGACAAGGGCUCAGAAUGAGAGACUACAAAAAGCCAUUGGACCAUUUGGAGACCCAAGAAGGAAUUGACACCAUGACUGGUGUGUUCUGUUCACAGGUCAUUAGUUUUGCUUCAAAUACAUGCUUUGAGCAUAAUCAUAUGCACACUGGGGCAAGGAAUGAAUGUAGAAGCAUGUUAGAUGUGACCCUUUUUGAUGUUUGGAGAGGAUUCGUGAAGGAUGCUGGAGGUUCUGAAUAUGGGAAGAGUUUGUACCAAAAGUGAAGAAGAAGAAGAAUGGAUGAGGAAAAAGAAAAGAAGGAAAAGGGACAGUAGAAGGAAGAAAAAGUAUGAGGUCCUAUUUGUAAGUUAAUUCUCCAUCGUAACGACUGGAAAAUGAGCAAAAGCAAGAAGGAUUGGUUUGGAACAAGGUGAAAAGAAUGUAUCCUUCUGGGAAAAGUGAAAAGGGGGCGAUUUCUAGAAUGCUGAAUUGAAAAGAAAAGAUAAAGAAAAAUACAUAAAAGAGUGAUUGUUUGCAAAAAUAAUACGUAGGUAAAAUAGCUGCAU
Thamnophis elegans (Western terrestrial garter snake) is the source of this 5869-nucleotide messenger RNA. It is a transcript of the gene SEMA3D, whose product is annotated as semaphorin 3D. NCBI's taxonomy places the organism in Eukaryota, Metazoa, Chordata, Lepidosauria, Squamata, Natricidae. The record is from RefSeq and is a predicted model, not a curated record. Gene Ontology annotation, biological process: axon guidance; negative chemotaxis; positive regulation of cell migration. The transcript has 18 exons. Gene Ontology annotation, molecular function: chemorepellent activity; semaphorin receptor binding. The coding region runs from base 77 to 2623 and encodes 848 amino acids.